ACCACCGCACCUCCUCCACCCCUCUCUCUCUCUCUUUUAUCUCCGCCUCGUUCCUCUCCCCCAAUCCUUCUCCUUCUAAAACCCUAGAAAAGAGCUCCGCCGCAUCCCGUCUCCAACGCCCUCCGCGGUGGAGCGAGCUCGGAUCCGAUCCCGGUGGUAAACAAUGGUGAAGCAUAACAAUGUUGUGCCAAACGGGCACUUCAGGAAACAUUGGCAAAAUUAUGUUAGGACCUGGUUUAACCAGCCUGCUCGCAAAACCAGAAGACGCAUUGCUCGUCAGAAGAAAGCUGUGAAGAUUUUCCCACGCCCAACUGCAGGCCCGCUUCGCCCUAUUGUGCAGUGCCAGACACUCAAAUACAAUAUGAAAUCCAGGGCUGGAAGGGGUUUUUCUCUUGAGGAGCUCAAGGCAGCAGGCAUUCCUAAGAAGUUUGCCCCUACAAUCGGCAUUGCAGUGGACCACCGCCGUAAAAACCGUUCCCUCGAGGGGUUGCAGGCCAAUGUGCAGAGGCUGAAGACCUACAAGGCCAAACUUGUCAUCUUCCCAAGACGCCCUCGCAAGUUUAAGGCUGGUGAUUCCGCACCGGAGGAACUUGCGACCGCGACCCAGAUCCAGGGACAAUACAUGCCGAUUGUCCAUGAGAAGCCGUCGGUUGAGCUUGUGAAGGUCACGGACGAGAUGAAGUCGUUCAAGGCUUAUGCCAAGCUCCGCGUCGAGCGCAUGAACCAGCGCCAGAUUGGCGCCAGGCUGAAGAAGGCCGCGGAGGCGGAGAAGGAAGAGAAGAAGUAAAUCAGGUCGAAACGCAUUUCUAAGUCCACUGUUAGCUCUAAGUUUAGCUUUCCUUUUAUCAAACAGAGAUUCGUGAAUAUUUCGGUUUCAAUCUAGCUGAGUUCUCGAUUACUGCUCCCUAUGCUUUUUUAUUUGGAUUUGCGAAUGCGUCGGAUCUUUUCAAGAGAGAAUUUUUGGAGUUGUUAAGUUUUAUAAUUCUCAUGAUUCA
Molecule: messenger RNA, 995 nt
Organism: Ananas comosus (pineapple)
Lineage: Eukaryota; Viridiplantae; Streptophyta; Magnoliopsida; Poales; Bromeliaceae
Product: 60S ribosomal protein L13-1-like
Exons: 5
Coding region: 164-787 (207 amino acids)
Biological process (GO): translation
Cellular component (GO): cytosolic large ribosomal subunit; ribosome
Molecular function (GO): RNA binding; structural constituent of ribosome
Source: RefSeq, a predicted model, not a curated record